This is a messenger RNA of Colletotrichum spaethianum, 1233 nucleotides long. RefSeq lists its product as uncharacterized. Lineage: Eukaryota; Fungi; Ascomycota; Sordariomycetes; Glomerellales; Glomerellaceae. The record is from RefSeq and is a predicted model, not a curated record. The transcript is spliced from 2 exons. The coding region runs from base 1 to 1233 and encodes 410 amino acids.
AUGUCGGAAACACCCCUCGGAGUACCAAGCCCGGGUCGCGAACCACCGUUGCGGCACAAGCCGCGCGACGCGCCUCUCACCGCUCCGGAUGCGGACGCAACCUCGGCAACAGCCAUCAAAGGAGACGGGUUAGCCGACAAAUAUGUCGACCCCGGCACCGGGUCCCUGAUGACCUCCCUUGCCAUUCGGACGCGGUCAGCGUCUGGUGAGGUCAAGCGUUGCAAUGCCGUUUCACAGAGCCCCUUCUUCGAGGUCCUUACACCCGACCUGCGGUACUACAUAUAUCAGCUUGCCUUCGGCCGCAAAAUCCUCCAUCUCUAUCUCCUGUACCGACGCAGCCUUCAGCCAGAUGUACGAUGGCGGAAAGGCCAUCAGCCUGUGCCGGCCUGGUACCCGCACUCACCAGGCGUAUCGCCCAUGGACCCGCCUUUCGCAGAUGCCAGCAUGACGCCGCAGUGGUACUGGUGGAGCUGCGUGUGUGGCCCGGAGGACCGGCGACUCGACACCAAGCUGUCCGAUCAGUGUCCUAGAGGGUUCUUCCAGACAUGCGGCCCCAAGGAGACGUACCUGGGUAUCCUACCAUGGCUGCUGACAUGUCGGCAAGCGUACGAAGAGACGAUCAAGGUCUUGUACGCUAGCAACACGUUCAAGUUUGAGCAGAGACUGGAGGCCAUGUACUUUCCAUACGCCAUAGCGACGCCGCAGCUAAACUGGAUCACGUCCCUGGAGGUUCGUAUACCGGAUCGCGACGAGUCCCUUGUCGACCGAUCGCUGGACAAGGCCCCGCGACCGUCGGUGGGUGCGCCUUGUAUCAGCAACCUCCGGGCUUUGAGUCCCCGCAACCAAUAUCUCGGCAUCGUCAACAGUAUCGCGCCUACCUUCCCCGCCCUGCGCCGACUGCACAUCUCCUUUGAGGGCUCCGUCCGGCGGGUCCCGGUACCACGGCCAAACGUGACGACGCUUCUCAUCUCCACCCUUGGCGAGGUCGACGCGGAUGAGCUCGAGUCGCUUGUGCUGGGUCCCAUUGAUGCUAUGCCCAAGGAAAUUGAGAAGCAGAUCCUGUUCUACCAGUCAUUGUAUACGGCACUGCUGACCACCGAGAGCCAAAAGGGCGAGGUCAAGGAGGUUGAGCAUCUGCGAAGCGAUGGGCGUCCUGGAUGGACCAAGUUUUGGCGUUCGUUAGAGACCGAAAAGAACGGCAAGGCAGGAUACUGGGUCUGCAAGCAUGGUUAA